GAGACCAGAUUGCAGCAAACCACUGAGCAUCGUCGACUUCAUUCACGUAGGCUAAAUUAGAAAAACACCGAGCAGCGUCGAUCUCAAUUACAAAUUGAAAUAGCCCAAAUUAGCUAGGUACUUGACCAAAGCAUCUCGAACUAACGUUACCUAGCUAGUUUAGCUAAAUGAAUUGUUCUGUAAUUUUCGCCGUUCAAUAAGCAUUAAAAUACGAACUGUGGUCCUUGUUGGAAUUGCGUGGGAAGAAUCUCUUCCUACGGUUGUCAGUGGUUAGUUAGCUAGUUGUCUUUCGUUUCGAGGUCAUCCUCACCAGUGUGUAUCGAGUUAGCUAACGUUACAGCACGCUUUUUAGAGACUGUAGGCUUGACUAGGUAGCUAACUACACAACUCGCUAACAAUUUAGCUAACGUUUGUUGAAAGUCGUCUCCAGUUGGAAAAGAGCAGACAUGAAGAAUCUUCCGUAUUUCUGCCGGGGGGAAGUCGUUCGAGGAUUCGGGCGAGGAAGCAAAGAACUAGGGAUUCUCACAGCCAACUUCACAGACUCUGUGGUGGAGCUCCUGCCUGGCGACAUCAGCACAGGAAUCUACUAUGGCUGGGCGUGCGUGGACACCGGGGACAUCCACAAGAUGGUGAUGAGCAUCGGCUGUAACCCUUACUACAACAACGCCAAGAAAUCCAUGGAGACUCAUGUGAUCCACACGUUUAAAGAAGAUUUCUAUGGACAGAUCCUCAGUGUAGUCCUGGUGGGAUACAUCCGUCCAGAGAGGAGCUAUGACUCACUUGAUGCCCUUAUAGCAGCGAUCAACAAUGACAUUGAGGAGGCCAAAAGAGAGCUGGACCUCCCAGAACACCUCAAACUCAAAAAGGACAACUUCUUCAGAGCCUCUGCCAGCUCGUCCAUGACGUCGUCCAACAAGAUCACGAAGGACCUUUGACAUCUGAUCAUGCAACACGUUGUUCACUCUCGCAUUGAUCAUCACUCGGUGAAGUCGGUGUCACAAGUAUCCAUCCAAAUGUAAUUCUUCACUAGGCCUAGUGACCUGGCCGGCAGAGACCUUGCUUGUAUUUUAGUGUGGCGCAAACAUGAACCACUGAAGUUAAGGAGUGCCACGAUUACUUCAUCAAAAAGAGUCAAGUGAUUUUUCCAAACACUGCUUUGGGUGUUUUCCAUUGCAGUUUGAAUGUCUGGGUGGUUGACAACUAAUGGGCUCUCCUGUCUGUUAUGCUCUUUCUCUCGCGCUCUUUCUUUCUUUCUCUCUCUCUCAUAUUAUAUAUAUAUAUAUAUAUAUAUAUAUAUAUAUAUAUAUAUAUAUUCAAUCCUCAGCCAGAUUCUAUCCUCACAACAAAUCUACAGUCAUUGUAUCCGACCUGAAGCUACAUUAGACUACGGUCGUGUUCAUUAGGGCACAUAACCAAAUACACUUCAGAAUUGGACAAGUUUGGUGCCUAAUGACAUGAUCCUGGUAAUUUUUUUAAUUUUUUAAUUUUACCGUUAUUUUACCAGGUAAGUUGACUGAGAACACGUUCUCAUUUGCAGCAACGACCUGGGGAAUAGUUACAGGGGAGAGGGGGAUGAAUGAGCCAAUUGUAAACUAAUGUGCAACUCCAGGAAUUGAAUGUGUGUUGAGAGGAGCCCUGUGCCACCAAACCCACUCCUAAAGGUGGCACCCUAGUGGUUCGAGCGUUGGUCAAGUAACUGAAAGCUGCUGGUUCAAAUAACUGAGCAGAUGAGGCGAACAAUCUGUUGGUGCCCUUAAGCAAGGCACUUAACCCUCACUUGCUCCAGGGACGCUGUACUAAUAUGGCUGUCCCUGUACUAAUAUGGCUGUCCCUGGUAAACACUGUUCCCUGCACCUAUCCAGCGUAUGUGACAAAAAUGUCCUUUUGAAAUUAAUGGUAAUUUUGCAUCAUUUAGAAUUGGUGUUCAGUCUCAUGGCUUUGCACUUAGUUUUUCCUCCUAUUCAUAUUCGGGUGUAUUCAAAAUGUCUGCCUUGAAGCAGAGAAGUUCCUCAAUAUCUUGCAUUUGAUCUAGGCUGAAUAGUUGCAUUAUACACAGCACUGAAUUAAUCUGCAUUAUUUAUUGGAGAAACUGAUGUUCUUAUUUGACCUACACAAACUGCAUGGUUGGCUAAAGACAUGCUUGAAUGCAGCUUCAGUUUUCUGAUUUUCUUAAUUUGUAUAGUUCCUCAUUGGUCAAAUCCAGCAUUCUCCCACCCCAGCAAUGAGGGCCAUUUUAUUUAACGCUAAAGAUCUGUCUGAAUUUUUUUUAAUGGGUCCACUUAGCUACCUUCCCACAUUUUUUUGUUUUGUUUCCAGAAUUUUGUUUUUACUGACUAAACCUUGUUUGGACCCUCAUUCCACUGAGAUGGUAUACGAGAAGACUGAAGCCUUGUUCACACUGCAGGCCUUAGUGCUCAAAUCAGUUUUUUGUUUUCAAAUCCGUUUUGGAGUACGGACUGUCCAAACAGCAAGUUACAAGUGACCAAAUCAGAUUUGUGUGUUCAGACCGCAGUCAUUUGCUGACAUGGCUCCGCAAGUUGUUACUAUGACAACAGGUGCGUGAGCAGUGGGGUAGGCUGAUUGGUGUUGGUGCUCAUGCUUCCUACCACUCAGGAGUUGUGUAGCAAGCUGAGGUGACACCAAUGCCUGCCAUGAACAUUUCCCAGUUGCUUUGAAUGUUCAAAAUCAGUGCAUGAACACUUUUAAAAGCUCAAAGUCCUUUUUGGCUAGCCCCAGCAGUCAACUAGGUAGCUCUUUAGUGUUCCAGCACAUUUACUAAUUUGUUCGUAAACCAUUAAGCUAGUUAGCUACAUGUUCUUGUCAAAACCGCCAACCGAGUAGUUGGCAAGCAACACGACCUACCAAAUAAGUGUUUAAAAAAAGAAAGAAAAAAGAGGGAAAGUACAUCAGAUUUGACUGUUCAGACAAGUCGCAUGGCCCGUAAUCAGAUUUGUAGCUGAUUUCAAACCAACUAUGAAGGUUUGAAAUGUAGCUUCAAAUAUCUGAUUCCCUGUGCUUUUGGGCUGUUCAGACUGCAGGGGAAAAAAACUUUUCAAAUCGGAUAUGCAAAAAACAAAAUGGAUUUGAGUCACUUCAAACUGCCAGUAUGAACAAGGCUUAAGUCCAAGGCUCUGAUUCUCUGCAGAUGGAUGUGGUGGGCAUGUGUUCGUCACAGGACAAAGUGGACAGUGUCGAGCAUAUACAUAACACUUUAUAAUAAGUUGUUCAAAAUGAAUUGUGAGCUCAUGUGAUUUGAGAUUUUAAUGUAUUUGAGAGACACUGUUCCUCUGCCAUAUUUUUGGCAGAGGAAACAAUAUGGCUGGUGUUAUUAAUAUAUUCAUGUUUACGUAGACCAAAUCUGUGAAUACGAUUCUAUAUUCCCUAUCCCUACCCCCCAUGUUCCUCUUCAGAUUUUGAGCUUUGUUCCUUUAAAAAAUACGUCAUGGCCUUUUUUUAUUGCAGGAUACCUUAAAUUCCCCUCCACCCAUACCCAGAAAAUGUACUGGGGUAAGCAAUUGAUAUGCAUAAGUAAAUGGUAUUCAACAAUGACGUAUUGAAAGCUAUGCAAUGUGGGAUGGGGAUCGGUCUCUACCAUUUAAAAGGCCAGAGGGAAAGGUUUUCUCUUGGUUAAUUUAUGGUUACUGUUUAGUUAGAACACGGACUCGGCACCAGUUGUAGAGGGAUUUUUGUGUUCCCCAGACCUUAUAUGCCUGAGUGGUUAGCAGUACUAUACUUUAGUACCACAGAAGGACAUAGACCAACAUAUACAUACGGUUUCUCAAACUUAUACACAGCAGAAUCUGUGUUAAUAUUAACCCAGUGUGCUCAUUGUCUGUCUUAUCUGACUCCCUGUCAUUAGCCUGCGCAGGGUUUCCCAAACUCGGUCCUGGGCCCCCCCCGGUACACUUAUCAUGCAAUCUAUUGCCUUAGUAGUGUAGUCAUGGGUGCCUCCUGGGAGGGGUAAGAAUGUGCUGAAGCCCCUUUGAGAGCCUAGCACCCCCCAAGAAAUAUUGUAUUAUUACAGACAACACUACACAAUGAUCGUGAAACAUUUGUUGGUGCCACCACUGACUAGUUAAACCUACAAUAUACUGUAAGAGAACAUGACUCAACAAGAGCCAUUCUAAUGUUUCUCUGUUUCCCCCAGCUUCAGUGUUCUGUUUUUCAAUGGUAUUACACUGAAGGCCAGGGUUGUGUUCAUCAGGUCAGGAGCUGGUUUAUUAAUAUGUUUUUGAUUUAUGUGGCUCUUCAUCUGGUCAUACCCCUAUUGAAAUGUUUCCCCGUGAUUUCAGGUUUUGGUAGGACUACAGCUGUGUCUGGUUGUGUUUGUACUCUAUCGGUCUGUCAGAUGUUCUAUAAAUCAUUGCAGCUAGAAGUGCUCAUUAAACUGUCAAAACAACAUGGCUUAUAUUUGAUCAAGUACUAGGCACUAGUGUUGGCUUAGGCAACUGUACUCAGAGGCAUCUGUUAGUAAUACUAGUAGGCUUGCUCUCCAGUUUGGCGCCAAACCACAACCCUGAGCCAACAUUAUCUCAUAUUAAACAAGGGGAAUAUCUAGCUCAGUCGAGACCUUGCUUAGUAGAAUCAGACCAAUGUCAUUAACCAGGGUCAUCUGCUUUUUCUCCCACUAUUCUUUCACUUGUAUUCUGCCUUUAUAAAGAAACUAAGUGUAGGAUGGCAGAAUGGCCUGUUCCCAAAAUGUGCUUUAGCUGGAUAAGAAACAUCCUUGUAAAUAAUUGAUAUGCUUUCCAAGAAUUUACCCAACCUCCAAUACAAUGUUAUUUUCUAGUCCUUUCAGCUGUGAUUGCAUACAUUUGACUGUUUUAAGAAAUCAUGGAAUUCUGUAGUUACUGAAGCAUCAUGUCAUAGCUUUGGAUUUUUUUUUUAAAGCAGCAAGUGUAACUGUUUUGUCUUUUCCCAGUUAACCAUGGGUCUGUGUUCAGGGACCAGUCGUAUGUGUUGGGCUCGUUCAUAAUCCUUCUGUCCUGCUGCUGUAUGAUCCUGCCUGACGUUGUAUUCUUAUUAAACAUGUUCAAAGAUG
This is a messenger RNA of Salvelinus fontinalis (brook trout), 5041 nucleotides long. Its product is annotated as riboflavin kinase-like. The record is from RefSeq and is a predicted model, not a curated record. Gene Ontology annotation, molecular function: riboflavin kinase activity. The transcript is spliced from 4 exons. Lineage: Eukaryota; Metazoa; Chordata; Actinopteri; Salmoniformes; Salmonidae. Gene Ontology annotation, cellular component: mitochondrion. The coding region runs from base 447 to 935 and encodes 162 amino acids. Gene Ontology annotation, biological process: FMN biosynthetic process; riboflavin biosynthetic process.